This is a messenger RNA of Clonostachys byssicola, 393 nucleotides long. NCBI's taxonomy places the organism in Eukaryota, Fungi, Ascomycota, Sordariomycetes, Hypocreales, Bionectriaceae. The record is from the annotation of a GenBank genome assembly.
AUGGUCCCUAGGUUCUAUGGCGCCAUCGCGUACAACGGCACCCGGGCCAUGGUUCUUUCCGACAGUGGCGGAGCCCGCGUGGCGAGGCCGGAGGGUGCCGUGCUUGACGAGGAGGACUUUUACCAGCUGCUGUACAAGGCCACGACGAGUCUCACCGACCUGGCCGUCUCGCACAACGACACGAAGCUGGACAACUUGCACCUCGUGACCGAGGACGGCAAGGACAAGAUCAUGAUGGUGGACCUGGAGAGGGUGGACAUGGACCUGUCCGAGGAUAAUUUCGCCUUUGCGGCGUGGUGCAAGGCUGACUUUUUGGCCAGGCAUUAUCGAAGCCACCUGAGGACACUAGAAUAUGAUGGCGUGCUGCUUCCCAAGAGGCUGCUCAAGGAAUAG